AUGCUUGAAAACAAACCAUCAGCUUCACUUGGUGGUGAUAGUCUACUUACAGCUUUAAUAUCAGCUACUACUGCAUCUGCAUUUGCAGCAACUGUUACAUAUCCAUUUGAUUUCAUCAAGACUCAACAGCAAUUAAAUAAUGAAAAAGUUUUAAAGAAAUGGGAUAUUCCAGGGAAUUAUCCUACUUCUAUAGCACAAAUGUAUAAAGGUGCAAGUGCAUUAGUCUUAGGAUCUGUUGUUAAAAAUGCAACUAGAGUGAUUGCAUACAAUUGGCUGACACGUUUUAUGUCAAUUGAUACUAAAAAUAAUUCAAAUAAAACAACAGCUCCAAGAAUUGUAGUAGCUGGAGUUAUGAGUGGAUUUAUUGAAACUUUAUGGAUAAUUCCUUUUGAAAAUGUUAAAAUCACCAUGAUUCAAAAUCAAACAUUAGCUAAUGAAUUGAAUAGAUGUACAGCUUUAGGAUAUGAUAUAACUGGAAGAAUAACCCAUGGCUCUCAUGGUCAUCAUAAACCAACAAAACCAAUUUAUUUAAGACAAUAUGUUUCUCCUCAUGCUUAUCUUUCAGAAGAAGUGAUUAAUCAAUAUUUAACACAGAAAGUAAAAUUUGGUGGAGUGCUGGCUAGAAAUAAACCAUUUGAAGCAUUGAAAGUUCAAUAUAAUAAACAUCCGUCAUUGACAUUAUUUGGAACUGUAAAAGAAAUGUAUGAAUUAAAGGGGAUUAGAGCAUUUACUGCAGGUACUUUUAUUACAUUUGUUAGACAAAUUGGUGUUUCUUGGGUUUGGUUAGCUACUUAUAAUGCAACUCGUCAAUUAAUUAAUCCAAAUUCUGCACUGAAUGAUUGGUUUGGUGGUAAACAUACAAUGAUUCAACUGGUUGGUUUACAUUUCUUAUCUUCUAUGGCGGUUAUUAUGGUUACUCAACCUUUGGAUGUUAUAAAAACUCAUUUACAACUGAAAAAUGGUAAACAACUUUAUCAUGAUUCAUUAAAUACUGCUUAUAGAUUGUUCUUACGACAGGGACCUUGGUCUUUAUUUAAAGGUGCAUUACCUAGAUUUUUGAAAGUAUUGGUCAGUGGUAGUGUCACUGCAACUGUAUAUGAAUAUGUCGAGAGAUUGGUUACAGUAGCCGGUAGUCAACAAAUAUUCAGAGAAUCAUAG
Molecule: messenger RNA, 1158 nt
Organism: Candida tropicalis MYA-3404
Lineage: Eukaryota; Fungi; Ascomycota; Pichiomycetes; Serinales; Debaryomycetaceae
Exons: 1
Coding region: 1-1158 (385 amino acids)
Biological process (GO): mitochondrial citrate transmembrane transport
Source: RefSeq, a predicted model, not a curated record